Molecule: messenger RNA, 2105 nt
Organism: Melanotaenia boesemani (Boeseman's rainbowfish)
Lineage: Eukaryota; Metazoa; Chordata; Actinopteri; Atheriniformes; Melanotaeniidae
Exons: 13
Coding region: 92-1819 (575 amino acids)
Molecular function (GO): protein binding
Source: RefSeq, a predicted model, not a curated record
UCCACAACUACCUCGCGCUCGAGUCAAACUACCUCGCGAGUUCCGACUUCCAACACUGGCUCUGCUUUAACUCCAAACCUAUCCAGACAAAAUGGGCAAACUACAUUUUUAUGUCCUUUGGUCCCUGUGUGACGUUCCACGCCAAUUUAUUAGUAAAUCUAGAGGACGGUGCUUCCAAGCCCACAUCCCGCUGCCUCUUCCUAAACAGCUGGUCAUCUUCGGUCUUGGAGAAUGGACAUGCAAGGAGACGACGAUCUCAGCCGAGGUUGUGGUCAGCGAUUUACAGGCUCAGAUUAUAGGAACUCUGUCUUCUCAAGUAAAGUGCCUGACCUGGGAAGGUGACUGGAGCAAUGACGUAGUCAGAGUUGGUGCAGAGAGAGGCAGGAGAGGCGUGUAUGGCAAGAUUGUGCUAAGGGUCUGUGGACAGCUCCAAGAAAACAUCAGCGUCCUCAGCAGUAGCCCUUUGGUUGAGAGGAAAUGUUUGUAUUCAGAUCAGCACAGUUUGAAUGAUCCUUCCAGCACAUUACAGCAAAGUGUUGAAAAUGAGACGAUGGUCUCUAGCUCCUCACACCUGGGCGAUGAUGUUUGUGAUGCUGAGAUACAAGUAAAUAAAAUUGACAAAAGUGAUUCCCCUCAUCCUGCAGCUUGGCCUACGGAUAAGACGCCCAGACGUACAGUCAUUAGCAGGAGAGGCCACCUGACGUGGAGCUCUGAAGAUAUGGACAGUCUCACAGAGCACAUAGAUCAAGCUUCAACUCCCAAGAAACAAAGGUUGCACAGUUUGAACAGAAAAGAUGAAAUAAGUGUGCAGAUUAAAAAUGAGAACAGAGUUUCAGUGAGUCCAUCACAGCGUUGGUGCCAUUCUAUGUGUCUGAGCGACCCCAAUACUGCCAUCCUAAUCGGAGGGGAAACGUCAGAACAAAACUACUGCCAUGAUUCCCUGUGGAAGCUGGAGUUAGAUAGUGACUUCUGGUUUCCAGUGAACUCCUCUGCUUCUGGACCCUUGCCUCCAUGUGCCCGAGGACACACUGCAACCUAUGACUCAGACUCAAAGGCAGUCUUUGUGUAUGGUGGCCUGAGGGAGGGUCAGCGCUACAGCGAGCUGUACAUCCUCAGUACUCUGACCUGGAAAUGGAAGCUUGUCACUGCAAAAGGAAAUGUACCAAGUUUGGCAUAUCAUUCUGCAACGUUUUACAAGAAAGAGCUUUUUGUUUUUGGAGGGGUUCAGCCAAGCCAUGCCUUGGGGGAUAAAUCCUGCAGCAAUGCUCUAUACAUAUUCAACCCAGAGUAUGAACUUUGGUACCAGCCCAUUGUGGAUGGGGAUAGGCCUCUGCCUCGCUUUGGGCACUCAGCCACACUUCUCUCUCACAAGUUGGUCAUAUUUGGUGGACGGAAGACUGCUGCCUACCUUAAUGAUCUCCAUGUUUUAGAUCUGGGUUUCAUGGAGUACACAGCUGUGAAGUGUGCAAACAUGCCACCGGUGCCUCGAGGGUUUCAUGCAGCACUCCCGGUUUUGGACAACAGAAUUUUGGUCAGUGGAGGUUGCAGUGCAAUCGGUGUGCUACAGGAUGUACACAUCUUUAACAUUGAUACCAGUAUGUGGAGCUCAGUGGCAUCUCCACCGCUUUGCUCCAAGCCUCGUGCUGGACACAGCAUGAUAAAUCUGGGCAGGGCGUUCCUAACAGAUGCUGAGGACCACAGACAUGGUGAACACACAAAUAUCCAGUGCACCUUGUUGGUGUUUGGUGGGUCAGACUGCUCCGGUUCCUUCUACAAUGACACAGUAAAGUGCACUGUUGUUAUUGCUGUUGACAAGUGAUUAUAUUUAAACUGCUGUGGAUGGCGUGAUUUGAUGUGAUAAAAGUGCAUUUUCCUACGCUUGAUUUGAGUCUCUCAUAAUCAUUCAUACUAUCACCAGACAGGUGGUUUGCUGCCAGCAGUGCUUCCUGGGGUUUUGCACUUUGCAUAACAAAUCUCUAAUCUGCAUGUUUUACACUUUAUGACCUUUACCUGUUCUCUACAUAUCAUAAAUUUGAGUUAAAUCCUAACUGAAUAUUAAAAACUAAAUUUUUAUGUAAAAAUGAUAAUAAAUAUUUUUAACCAAG